Molecule: messenger RNA, 381 nt
Organism: Nezara viridula (southern green stink bug)
Lineage: Eukaryota; Metazoa; Arthropoda; Insecta; Hemiptera; Pentatomidae
Source: the annotation of a GenBank genome assembly
AUGCUUAGAAAUCUGACCUAUGCAUUCAAAUCUUCCUCAUAUGUCUACCCACUUGUCCGUCUGCCUCUCAACGGAAUGAAAUAUUCGACCAAAGGGCCAAAUCAGGAAGGACCCACAGAGGAAGAGCUCACUGAGGAAGGACCCGCAGAGAAAUCGGCCCUUGACCAAUCAUUCAAUGUUCCCCAUAUCAACAAGAGUAUCAAAGAUGUUCUCAAAGAUUUAGAUGAAAUGGAAACAAUGGUGCACAAAAGGAGUUGGUCAAAUUUGGGAGAUAUCUUAAGCCGUAUAAGAGAUAAGAUAACCAGUCUGCUCGGCAAGGUCGAGAAGAAAAGUGUUCCCGAAGAAAAGAGCUCGUGGUGGGGAAAUAAAGAGGAGAAGUAA